Manis pentadactyla (Chinese pangolin) is the source of this 7758-nucleotide messenger RNA. RefSeq names its product leucine-rich repeat-containing protein 37A3-like. The record is from RefSeq and is a predicted model, not a curated record. NCBI's taxonomy places the organism in Eukaryota, Metazoa, Chordata, Mammalia, Pholidota, Manidae. Bases 1 to 3486 code for a protein of 1161 amino acids. Gene Ontology annotation, molecular function: protein binding. The transcript is spliced from 15 exons.
AUGUCCUGGCUGCGUUUCUGGGCCCCGUGGCUUCUUGUGUUGCUACCAUUGUGGCUGCUGGUCCAGGCAGCUCAGCCUCCGGGUUGGGCCCUGGACCCUGUGCAGCUGACCCCCAGACCCCUAGGGCCAACCGAGUCCUGGUCUUCGGAUCCCUCCAAUCUCCCUCUUGAAUUUCCCCAUCCACAUCAACAACUGAUGCAUCCUGUGGUUCCUUUCCUGUACACUGGUUCAGCUGGAGAGCUGCCCCCAGGGCCAGAUCUUUGGGACAAGCCUGGCCAGCAUCAAAGUCUCCCAGAGGUGGUUCCGGUGGUGGAUUCCCAGGGUCAGCAUCCAGAGUCCCCUGAAGAGCUGGAACCACUUCCAUUGAAGCAGGAGGCUUCGUCUCAGCCUGCAGAGCCCCCGGAGACAGAUGAAAACCCUGCAAACCUGCAGGCGGCCCUGAGUGAGCCUUCCUACACUCCUGAAGAGGCUGAGCCUCCAGUCCAGGAGGAAGCCCCAGCUCAGCCUCCAGAGCCCUCUAAUGCGGCAGAAUCUUCUCAAACCCAGCAGGAGUCUCCAGCUUGGCCUCCAGACCCAUUUGAGGAAGUUGUAGCACAACCUCCAGUCUAUGAUGAGGUGCCAGUUCCAGCUAUGGGGCAGAAUCAACCUCAGGAUUCAGACUUGCCCAGUGUCACUGUGGAACCUGUUGGCCUGGAGCUCAGCAUGAUUCCGGAACCUCCACCUCUAGGUCUAGAGCCGUCUGAGACAGGUUUUCCUUCACUGACUCAGAAUUCGGUCAUGAACACCACCACAAACAACAUAUGUGAGCUCUGUAGCUGCACAGACGAGACGCUGGCGUGCGUUGGUCUCAGCCCAGAGCGGAAGCUCCAGAGUGUGCCCGUGCCAGAGCCCAACGCUCACAAUGGCACCUUCACGAUCUUAAAUUUCCAAGGAAACUCUAUUUCUUACGUGGAUGAAAAUACAUGGAAGUCAUACACUUGGGUUGAGAAACUAAUUCUCAGUGACAAUCAGUUCAGUGAAUUACAUAAGGACUCAUUUGAAGGCCUGCUAUCCCUCCAGUAUUUAGAUUUAUCCUGCAAUAAAAUACAGGCUAUUGAAAGACGCACAUUCGAAUCACUACCUUUUCUGCAGUUUAUAAAUCUUGGCUGCAAUCUAAUUGCAGAACUGAGCUUUGGAACAUUUCAGGCCUGGCAUGGAAUGCAGUUCUUACACACAAUAAAUCUCAGUCAUAAUCUUCUGACAACUGUUGAAGAUUCUUAUUUUUUCAAAUUGACAGCAUUAAAAUAUUUAGACAUGGGAAAAACCCAAGUGACACUUAAAACAGUGGAGAGCAUUGUCAUGAUGAGCCCCAAGGUAGAAAAACUGAUUUUACCUAGCCGUAUGGCCUGCUGCCUCUGCCAAUUUAAGAAUAAUAUUGAGGUCUUCUGCAACACAGUCAAGCUGCAUUGUGACAGUGAAUGUCUGACAAGCACCACAUAUUGUGAUGAUGAAACAUCUAUAGGGAACCCAGAAGGGUCGUUCAUGAAGGCAUUACUAUCCCGGAAGAAGAGUAGCAGCCCUGAGCUGACUAUCGAGCCAGAGAAGGUGGCCGCAGACAAAAAUGCCAUCAGUUUGUCAGCCUUCAAAAGUGAGCAAGGAGACUUUAGCAAUGAAAGUGUUGUUAGUGCACUAAACUACAUAUUACCUUAUUUCUCUGAUGGAUAUCUGGAAGGUGCAGAAUUAGCGUUAUUACAAUUCAUUAAACUUCUUCUUUCAAACUUACAAGGGGAAGAUGAGCCUGUGGGGCAUUUGCAAAACAACGCAGAGAACACUUCUCUUCCACUUGGAUCCAGCAUUUCCGCUGACAAAAAUAAAUGGGGAAAAAUCUCUGUUCCGGAAGAUAUCUUACAUGCCACGCUUCUACAUUCCAAACAUCUGGGUCCCAACUUUCAACACCAAAUCUCUGCCAAAAAAUUGGAAACUGCCCAAUCACAAGAAAACAGCCCACCAGAGAUUCAGAGUGUAGGGAAGAGGCUGCGGAGCAUGAAGGUGGCCAUCAAGGGUCCAAAGGGCAUACGGAAGAGGCAACUCACACAAAUGAGGAAGGCAGGCAUCAACAGGAAGCAGAGGGCCCAGCUCCUUGCGGAGAGCACGGCCGAAGACAAAGGGCUCACGAUGCCAUCCCCAUGGGCGCUGGAGCAGCCUCACGUGGAGCAGCUCCCCAGGGAGACCGCAGGAAGCUCCUUCAACCCAGAGUCUUCAUCCCGAAGGGAACAGGAGGCAGCUGUCCCUUCUGUCCAGUACUUGAUGGGCAGCCCUUCUGCUUCCAGCACCCCAAAAUCUCUACCUGAGAUUACAUCAAAAUCAAAAGACCUAACUGGUAGUAUUUUUGUUUCAGAAGCUGCAAGUGCUGGAAUGAGAAAUAUGAAGGCUUCUGAACCAACCUCACAUUUCAGAGAAAAGUACCUCUUUCCUGAAACGUGGUGGGAUGUGGUUCACAAAAUACUCCAGGCCAAAAUGAGUAGACAGUUCAGCAAUAAAGGUUCACACAAUGGCCCGAUGGUUGUGAUCAAGCCUCCAUUCGCUGCAAUGAGCCGUAUGAACUACCCUUCACAAGAGGCUUUGUCAUCAUCAGAACUGACUUCUCAGGAAAAUCCUUUUCUGGAACCAUUUUCUCUUUUGGAUCAGGCUACAGAAAACCCUACUGUGCCAGAAGAACCUACCCCUGAAGUCACUGCCCGUAAGGGUUCUGCUGCAGAUUCUGCGGUGACUGUAGACAACUUUAUGCCAACUCCCAAACUCAGCAAGGAAACACAACAGGAACACGACAGUGUGGGCACUGACGUUCCCUCCACAUCCCCGGCCUUCCCUUUCCCAGGGAGCUCAUCUCCAGGUGACCACCCCGAAGCUCAGCUAAACGAGCAGCUGCGGUCCCUCAUCACCAACAGUGAUGUGAGAAGGCUCAUUUCUCAUGUUAUCUGGACUUUGAAAACGGGCUGCUCGGAGACCCACCUGAAACCGGCCUGUGCCAGGCUCAUCUCCCAAACCGGCCUCCUGAUGAAGCUUCUCAGUGAGCAGCAAGAAGCAAAGGAGCCCAGGGCAGACUGGGAUACAGACCAGUGGAGAACAGAAAACUACAUCAAUGAGAGUCCAGAAGCCCAGAGUGAACAGGAAGAGCAGGAGAUCCAUGAGUUCACAAAAGAAGUUCUGGGGCAUGACUAUCACAUCAAAGUCAUCUUGGCAUCAUCAGUGGCAGGAGUAGUGAUGGCAUUGAUUGCAGUUUUCUGUCUCAUUGAGAUGUGCUCCCGUAGAAGGGCAGCGUUGGAUGAAGAAGGAAGCUCAAGGGGCUUCUUUCUACUUCUGGAUAAACCCUCAGAAGAGGGUGCGAAUCAGGAGGGAUUUUUCUGGAGAAGGCAGUCACUUUGGCUCAGGGAUAAGUACAGAAGCCUCAGUGCCUCACGUGAUAAAAUCCUGGCGCAGAUGCUACGUGAGAAGGAUGGAGGGUAAAAGAUUAGGAACAAUUUAAAAUUCUUAUCUAAAAUGAGCUGCUUCCACAGAUUCACAGUUGCUGCUGCCACUCAGAACCCAGGAAACUUCUGGAAACUACUGGUGAGGUCAUUGCUGCCCCAUAGCCACAAGGCUGGUGACUGGCAGGGGAGUAUGGAGGCCAACAUACAGCCUGUAUAUCUGCCGCCGCAGAGGAGGAAAGAAUGGUUUCCACCUCCUUUCUACCCUCCAGAUUUCACACAAGUACAUUUUAUUGGCAGAACCCUGCUGUCAAGGGAAUCUGUGAAAUGUGGUUCCUGGGCUUCCAGCACCUGCAGAGAAGGGGCAGAAAUUGGUGUCAAGAGCCAACCAGUGCUAUUCAGCAUCCUCCAUAUUACAAGUAUGGUGAGAAGACCCCACCUGUACUCACAGGGAUCCUAGCAUCCUAGUUUUUUUGUAGGCUUGUGGGUGCUCAAGUCUCUGUAAAAGAGCUAGCUAAGUCAGAAACCUGAAAGGUGUCCUUCUAGCUGGAAAGCAGAUGGGGUGCUGGAUGCUGGUGACAUCCACUUAUCCCCAGAGGUGACUGGAGAAACACUUGGAGGUUGUGAAAAACUUUUUCCAGGAGUUGUCCUGAAAAACAAAGCCCUCAGGACACUGCCUGGUACCCGUGACCAUUCAGUAAUGUGUGCUGUUAUCAUUGCCUUGGAAGAUGUCUAUUUCUCAGACAUUUAGAGAACACCUACUGUGUGCCGGCCUGUUAGGGAUUCAAAGAGGAUUAUCUGACCUCAGAGCACAUAGUGAAUAAAUGCUAAGCAUAUAACUGUUGAAACUGAUUGAAUUUGCUGAAUUAAGGAGCCUAUAGAAUAGGGGGUGGAAAUCAGUUAAACUUAAAAAUUCUAAUCCAGUGCGAUGAGCAGCCAUGGGGCUAUGAAUACAAUUCUGUGGGGGCAGCACAGGAAAGGAGCUGUGAUCUCCGCUGGGCCCUUCCACCAGGAUGUCUCCUCAGAGGAGGCCUGGAGGUAGAUUGGUGGUGGGGGUGCUUAUGAGCCUUGGCUUUAUAAAAUUUAAAGUCAAUAAAUGUAUUAAUUUAUUAAGCUGGCUUACAGGUAAGCCUUGCAAUCCUUAAUGAACCGUACGUUAUAGUUCCGUUUAUAUCUGAACUUAUCUGAACCAGUUUUAUUUUUUCAGCAUGUUCUGCCUCAGGGAAUAAUGAGCCCCUAAGUACCACCCACUCACUAUAUAUUACAGUCUCAGUUGUCUGAAAAUUAUUUCUUUCAAGCUUUGAGGACUUUGCCAUAUUUAGUUCUCAUGUUCUGGGAUAUAUCAGAGCUACAAAUAUUUAACUCUUCAUCUGCACCUCUGCAAGUCAGGCUAUAGAUUUGAACAAGCAUCUGGAAUUGGUUACUGGGGAAAUGUUUUUUGGGAAUUCUUUGAAGAAAGUAUGUGGAUUUAGGGGUUUCUUCACAGUGUGCCUGUUCUGCCCCACCUCCAUCCCCCCACUGCUCCAUACACUUAGACACUUCUUACUGUCCCCUCUGCCCUGUGUUUGUACAGGGGGAGAAGUGCCACCCAGACUGGAGGAGAACCUGUGUAGGAUCUGCAUGGACUCACCCAUUGACUGUGUUCUGCUGGAGUGUGGCCACAUGGUAACCUGUACCAAGUGUGGCAAGCGCAUGAAUGAAUGUCCCAUCUGCCGGCAGUACGUGAUUCGAGGUGUGCACGUCUUCUGAUCCUGAGGGCUUGGACCGGCUCCUUCAGUGCCUUACAGAGACAUAGCUUGAGGUGUCUGGGCUCAGGAUUGGCCCACUGCAAAGAGGGUAGGCUGACAAGAAAAUCUGAAGUGUUCCCCAGACCAGGGCAAGCAAAAAUGCUGUGUCACUUCUGUGCAUGCCAGUCUUGUCAUGUGGGUGCACCUUUUGGCUGGCAGAGCCUGAGGCCAAUGGGAACAGGUAUAGAUCCCAUGGGCAAGUCCAUGGUUCAGUGAUCUUGAUGUGAUGAUGGUAGUAGAUGAAAAGAGGACUUCCGUAACUUAGACCAGAUCUUCCUCUGAGAACCUAAACAGUUUUGCCCAUCCUUCUCUAUCCCACUGACACCAACUGAGCUGCUUGCCUCUAUUUCGCCAAUCAGACAUCUGGUAGAAUGACUCUCCUCUCUAGCACAUUUGCUUUCAUUUUGAAUUCAUUUCUCGUCUCUCUGGCCUUCUGUGCUUUAACCUACCUUUGCUAAAGUCUCUUACUACAUUGCCUAAAAUCCAUUUGUUUCUUCAGACCAAAAAGAUGUUAGUUUAGCAGAUCAAUGGUGAUCCUCCUUAGGACAGAGUUUGGACCAGCAAACUGAUUUUAGAUGAGAAAUGAAACACGAAUGCUAUUGAAAUUUUUCAGUCAUUAAGAGUUGCUUUGUUAAGGGUUGGGACUGGAAGCUCUGUCCCCUGCCAUGAUCUUGGGAGCCAGCAAAGCAUCUGGCUUCUAACCUGCUGGGAAAUUUGUCUCUCUAUGCAAGAGAUGGCACAUAGUUCACCUCUGCUUUUCUUGGGGCCUGACUUUUACACCAUCCUUAAUUUUAGUUUGAGCAAAGGGAAAAUGUUGGGUGGAAACAAUGAGUUUUUUGCCUAACUUUGACUUCUCCAGCGGACAGGAGUCUUAAAACACCUUCCCUUGAAUAUAAGUCCCUCUUUCCUAUGGAGGUUCUAAACAUGGCCUCACUGAAGCAUGGAGACUUAGGCAAAGAGCCUUUAUCUUCUCCAGCUAAACUUCUCGUGAAAUUCCUGGAGACAGCAUGUAAGGCAGAGCACCUAGGAGUUAUCAGAAGGGACUAAACGAGGCUGGAUUCAGCUCUUGGGCAGACAGCUGGAAGUCUCACUUCCCCAGGUGGGUGAGGACUCUGUCUCUCUCCCAUUUCAGUUCUCAGCCUACUGAGUUGGGUGCAGGUUAGGAAGCAGCAUUCUCUAGUCCCUAUAGGAAGGACCAUGCGAUGAGUAGGUGAUGCUUUUGAGUCCUCUUAGGACCUUUAUAUCACUAACGAGCCAAAGGACUUAAAGUUUGCUGGAGAAGUUUAGCCAAGCACAAGCACAGGCUGUUAAAGAGCUGUGUGCUACCAUUAACCACUGGAUGAACUAUGCAAACCCUAAACACCUGAGGGCCUUGGCAGAUGCCCCCAUGAUGCAGCCAAGGUCUUUCAGUCUAGACGAACCAAUCAUGACAUUGGAAAGCAGCAGGAAACCUGUAAGGGGACUUGUUUACCAGUGCAGACAUACUGAGGUUUUCCUGCCAUCUUCAACCACUAAUCCCCUCUGGAAGAAUGAAAUAAUUUCAUAACGUAGUUGUCAUCUAAAUAUUGGGGAACUUAUCUCAACAUUUUACCAAGUCCUGGAUGAUUUGAUCUGGGCUACAGCCUUUGUAGGCAUCUGGGGGAAAUCAAGCGAUCUCUCUGUGAAGGUAUCAUCUCACCUUUCUGCUGGAUGGUAAAUCCUAUAGUUUACAAUGCCUACCAGUUUAGCAAAAGAUUUAGCUGCUACUCAGUUGUAUUGUGAAACAGGUUUACAUAUGUGCAGCUCAGUUAAGAUAUAGCAAUAACUGUGGGGCAGAAGUUGGCUCUCUCCCUACUUAAAAUUCUCUGCUGAGACCUUACCUCUCCCUACCUCUCAAUUUCCCUCUAAGACAUGAAUUAAAAAUAAUAUCCUGAUGCUUGGUUAGUGACCUCAGUAAGAAUUAGAACUGAUGUUACUGUGGAGAAAGAAGUUGCCUUUAAUUCUUCUAACUUCUUCUUUUGGUGAAGGUUUCCCUUAGGAAAAAUGGUGUUAAAUAACCCUGGUUUUUGUUUGGUGGGGGGAGGGGGUGGUGGACAGGUACCUUAUUAUUAUACCAAAUAAAAGAAUUCUAAGAUCCCAUUUCAGUGACUGUCUCACCUAGGUAGAAAACAUGAUUUUUAUCCUUGAAUGCUCCCUCCUGCCUCUCAUAGUUCCUUGGUCUUAAUUAUCAUGGAAACAUCUAAUUCACAAUGAUUCUGUGGCUUUGCUGUGAUUGUUCUGAAAUUUCACUUGAGACUUGUUUUAAAAGACUUGGAUAGCUGACUGGUUCAUAAUAUGUUGAAAUGGUUGGAUCCAAACUGGUAAGAAGGAUGUGUACAGGAAUUAGUGCUCAAUAUAUAUUGUGUACAUUUGUUGAUCUUUUGCAUGUAAAAGUGGCUUAUAUUAAAAUUCUCUCAGACUUAACUUGGGUGUUAAAGCAAACCCCAAGGUGUAUUUUUUGUUACAGAGCUCUGCUUUAUAAUUUUGUAAUAAAGUUUCAAUAUAGA